AUGGCCUGUGUUGGGAUCUCUUGUAUUCGUCACCCACUGUAGCGAACAUGGCCGUCCAAGGAAUGCUCUACACGUGCAAGGACAAUUUUCGCUCGCAGCAAAUCCUUAUCGCUGCCGAGUACGGAAAAGCGAAUCUGAAAGUUUGUCAGGAACCUCCAGCGUUCGUCUUCGGCGAAACUAAUCGCUCAGAUGAGUUCCUCGCCAAAUUUCCCAAUGGCAAGGUGCCGGCUUUCGAAACAAAGGACGGGCAAGCUAUCACGGAGGCAAACGCAAUCUCUUACUUUGUAGCCGGCGAGGAUCUGCGAGGAAAUACCGAUACCGAGAAAGCUCUAGUCGUUCAGUGGAUGUCAUUCGCCGAUAACGAGAUUGUGCCUCCAGCCGCAGCAUGGACAUACCCCUGCCUUGGCAUUAUGCCCCAGAACAAACAGGCUACGGAGAAGGCACAGGCUGAUGUCAAAUCGGUUCUGGCGUACCUCAACAAGACACUUCUACCGAAGACGUUCCUCGUCGGCGAGCGCUUCUCGCUGGCCGACAUCUCUGUCUUCUCGGCCCUUUUACCCCUGUACAAGCUUGUGCUUGAUCCUGCCUUUCGUAAGCCGUAUGGAAACGUCAACCGUUGGUUUGAGACGGUUCUGAACCAACCAAACGUAAAGUCAGUGUUGGGUCCUGUUAAACUUUGCGAAAAGAUGGCUCAGUUCGAUGCUAAGACCUACGCCGAGAUUCAAGGCAAAUCUGGUGCAGCUGCCAAGAAAGAAAAAGGCGGAAAAAAAGAGGAAAAGAAAGAAAAACCUGCUACAGGUAAAGAAGGGGACGAGCCAGCUGCUUUUGAUGCCGACGUUGAGGAAGAACCUAUCGUUUCCGCGAGCAAGAAAGAUCCAUUUGAUCAGUUCCCUAAGGGUAGUUUUGUCAUGGAUGACUUCAAGCGUUAUUACUCCAAUGAGGAUACGGCGAAGUCAAUCCCUUAUUUUUGGGACGAAUUCGACCCCGACAACUAUUCUAUCUGGUACUGUGAGUAUAAGUACCCUGAGGAACUUACCAAGGUGUUCAUGUCGUGUAACCUCAUCACUGGCAUGUUUCAGCGUCUCGAUACGAUGCGUAAGAAUUCCUUCGGCUCUAUGUGUCUCUUCGGUGAAGACAACUGCUCAACUAUAUCGGGCAUCUGGGUAUGGCGUGGACCGGAGCUCGCUUUCACGCUUAGCGAGAACUGGCAGACCGAUUAUGAGUCCUACAUGUGGAAAAAGCUUGAUCCCAAGGAUCCAACAACUAAGACCAUGGUAAACGAAUACCUGGCCUGGGAAGGCCAGUUCGGCGGCAAGAAAUUUAACCAAGGCAAAAUCUUUAAGUAAAUGGACGACAACUCUUUGGUGGCAAAUUUGGGUCGGUGAUAACAUCUGGGGGUAGUACGGAGCCGAGUCCUUGUCCUGCUUUUUCAUCAUUUUAAACAUUCAAUCAGGCACGCUGCUCGCAGUAUAAGGCAGAACAGUGACAAAUUAUAUGGCAACACAUAAAAAAUAAAAGGCUUGCCUUUAUUAAAUA
Molecule: messenger RNA, 1536 nt
Organism: Varroa destructor (honeybee mite)
Lineage: Eukaryota; Metazoa; Arthropoda; Arachnida; Mesostigmata; Varroidae
Gene: eEF1gamma
Product: elongation factor 1-gamma
Biological process (GO): translational elongation
Cellular component (GO): nucleus; cytoplasm
Molecular function (GO): translation elongation factor activity
Source: RefSeq, a predicted model, not a curated record